UAUGGUUUUGAGCGCGCAAACAGAUAGCCAUGUUGUAAUGUACCGUACUACGCGUGUCCGAGGAUGCCAUGGUACGGUAUGACAAAUUUACGGCGGAUUCCUACGAAGUUGGAUCUACUCAUUGUUGGACCUAGAGUCUAGACCCACCAAAGCCGGCUCUGCGUAAUGCAACAACGCGGAUCUGACAACCCGCGUUAUAAAUUCUCAUUGCAUGGCAUCCUGAUUGGUUGAGCGAUUCGACAAACUUGACAGAAAGCGGGCGGUGUGCGACUGUAUCAGGCGGCUAGCUGUGUUGUGAAGUGAACUAGCUAGGAACGAGAAGGCCGCCAUGAAAUGACGGCCAAGAGUUAGCUAGGAAGAUUUGACG
Molecule: messenger RNA, 367 nt
Organism: Closterium sp. NIES-67
Lineage: Eukaryota; Viridiplantae; Streptophyta; Zygnematophyceae; Desmidiales; Closteriaceae
Source: the annotation of a GenBank genome assembly